AUGGACGUGAACACUGUUUCUAGUCAAUGUCCCGGUUGUUCCGGAACAGACCAUCGCCGAGUUAACAGCCUAAGAUAUCCCAGCAACAGGAAGGUACAGACUUGGUCGCAGAUCAAGAAUAAAUGUUCUAAGCACUUGCAACAUUACGCGACUGUCUUCUGUUCUUAUGAAUAUCAACCCGUUUGUAUCUUUGUUCAGAUCAAUUUAUCAGAAAUUUUUCACAGUCAUGGACUUGUUGGAGACUUGAUAUCAUGCUUAGUUGCAGGUUACCCGACUUUUACCUCAAAACAGCGCACUUGUGAGGCUUGCAUUUUUUUGCUAUUUCUGUUUUUCAAGGGGGGGGAAAUAACGGGAAAGGCUAUAAAUGUAGACGAAGAUCAACGCCCAUCCCUUUCUUUAUAA
Molecule: messenger RNA, 402 nt
Organism: Phycomyces blakesleeanus NRRL 1555(-)
Lineage: Eukaryota; Fungi; Mucoromycota; Mucoromycetes; Mucorales; Phycomycetaceae
Exons: 4
Coding region: 1-402 (133 amino acids)
Source: RefSeq, a predicted model, not a curated record